UUCUUAUGAUAAGUAGUCAAUUCGUUCUGUAUCUUUUUUUUCUUCCGCUGUGCAACAUCAAUCAGCUCUUCAGAAAGCUACAGUCAGCAUGGGCGUGAAGAAGAAAGUGCGCAAGUUCGCACAAGUCAAACGCGCCAUUACCUUAAGGGACAGUCGCUUAAAGAAUCCUCAAGAGAAAAAGCCUGAAAAGAAAGAUGAUGGGGUGGUACGAGAAAUACCCCAGGUUUCGUCGUCUCUCUUUUUCCAGUACAAUACGUCUCUGACACCGCCAUAUUCGGUCUUAGUCGAUACCAAUUUUCUCUCACACAGUGUCCAGCAUAAAUUGGAGGUGAUACCGACUAUGAUGGAUUGUCUCUAUGCAAAAUGCAUCCCUAUCAUUACAGACUGCGUUCUCGCAGAACUGGAGAAAUUAGGACAGAAAUAUCGACUUGCCUUACGAAUUGCUAAGGAUCCUCGUUUUGAACGGAUAAAGUGUGACCACAAGGGAACCUAUGCCGAUGAUUGCAUAGUUGAUCGAGUUAUCAAGCAUAGAAUCUAUAUCGUCGCGACGAACGACCGAGAUCUGAAAAGGAGGGUUCGUAAAAUCCCUGGUGUUCCCAUAAUGAAUGUUGCUCGAGGGAAAUAUGUCAUAGAACGUCUACCUGAUGCUCCAGAAAAGUAGUACGAACGGUUUCCUUGGUAUAGAGUUGGAAGUGGAUUUCAAAAUAAGCAGGAUCUGGAGUUUCAUAGGAGUAUUACUGAUUUUAUAUCAUUCGAUCUUAGACCAUAUUAAAAUGGAGUUCAUGACUUAUGAUUUCUAUUCUAUUAUUAGACAAAAUAAAGAACAAAUUUUGAAA
Molecule: messenger RNA, 836 nt
Organism: Talaromyces proteolyticus
Lineage: Eukaryota; Fungi; Ascomycota; Eurotiomycetes; Eurotiales; Trichocomaceae
Product: DUF652 domain protein
Exons: 4
Coding region: 89-661 (190 amino acids)
Cellular component (GO): nucleolus; small-subunit processome
Source: RefSeq, a predicted model, not a curated record